AGAAAAGAAAGAGUGAUGAUGAUGUACAUGUAUAUUAUGAUGAUGCACAUGUAUGAGUUAAUAUCUCGACACUGAAGAUAGUUUGAAUUGAUAUCACCCAAGGCUGAAGGCCCAAGGGUAAUAAGUACUUGAGGUAGAGGCUGUAUCAGCGUAUUAUGUACAUGUACAUGUAUACGAUACCAGUACUAUUUCAUCUAUGAAUCUGAUUAAUGAGAUAUGUAUAGAUUAUACAACAACUGCUUUAUAACAACUUUGCUAUACAAUGGAACAAUUAAUUAAGUCACGCCACAACAAAGCAACUUCAACGUAAAGACAGACAAGAAGGAAGAAUGGCAUCAAGAUCACCAUUAAAUUUUGAUAGCUAUGGCUGGGAAGGGUUUCUCAGAGACAUGACUUCAAUAAAGACAAUAAAUGAAUCAGAGUCAUACCAGUGUGAGCCAGGAAUCUGUGUUUUUAUUAAUAACACAGAAUUUUAUGGUGACGGAUUAGACAAUCUUCCAAGUGGUGACAAGGAUGAAGCUAGUGUAAAGGUCACAUUUAAAAAACUUGGAUUUGAUGUCAAAGUCCAUCAGAAUCUAACAGCAGCAGAAAUAAAAUCUAUUGCAGAUAGAUACAGUAAAAUGGAGCACAAAGGAGCCUUCUUCCUCAUUAUAUCCAGUCAUGGAGGAGAAGGUGAUGUUGUCUAUGGCACUGAUGGAGAAGAGGUCAAGGUUCAUGAUUUGGAAAAGCGCUUCCAUGCUACAAAUUGUCCCUCUCUUGCUGGAAUACCUAAAGUAUUCAUGAUUGAUGCCUGUCGUGGGGAUAAAAAGGAAAAAGUUUUUUCAUUCCCAUCUAAAUCCCCACCUCCAAGUGCUAAUGCAAGUGCUACUAGUAAGAACAUAAGAGAUGCAGCUGAUAUCAUGACAAUAUUUGCAUCAACACGAGGUCAUACAGCCUCUUACUACGACAAAAAUGAAGGCAGCAUUUUGAUAAAAACAUUUGCAAUAGUUAUUGAAGAAGUUUCUGCUGAUAAAAAUCUAACCGACAUAAUAAAGAAAGUCCAAGGUAAAAUUGAAAAAUUAGUAAAUGUACCAGAAGAAGAAAGAAGAGUACAGACUAUACAAAUGGAAUUAUCUUUUUCUAAGCACUAUUAUAUCAAAAGACAACGCACGCCAUCAAAUGCAUUAGUUAGGCGAGAUGCUCAAACAGAAUUUGAGCUACAUAGAAAAUUUCAUCAACAGCUAACAUUUGGUGAUGCUGAGAGUUUAAGAGUAACCAGAGUGCAGAUGUACACAUACAAAUUCUAACUUGGAUAUUGUGUGCUAAUUUUUUCUUCUUUAUUAAACUAUCUUGCUAUUAAUAUGCUAUGUGUAGAGUGUUUUUUGAUAAUUAUUUAACAAAAUUCUGCAUUGUUAUGUGUA
Molecule: messenger RNA, 1400 nt
Organism: Amphimedon queenslandica
Lineage: Eukaryota; Metazoa; Porifera; Demospongiae; Haplosclerida; Niphatidae
Product: caspase-8-like
Exons: 4
Coding region: 330-1286 (318 amino acids)
Biological process (GO): proteolysis
Molecular function (GO): cysteine-type endopeptidase activity
Source: RefSeq, a predicted model, not a curated record